AAUGACGACGGAGUUGGAGCGUAAAAGAUUGGAGAACAUGAGACGGAACGAUGAGAUGAUGGCGGCGCUCAACAUCCGUGCCAAAGCUUCUCUUCUCACUGCCGCCGCAACCAAACGCACUCGAGACAAGAAGGAGAAGCAAAGGAAGCCAGUUGCUGUUGUUGGUAUGCGGAAGUCUCUACGGACUAGAGGUUUGAAUCCAGAUUCCGUUGGCUUACCCUAUUAUAAGUCCUCUUCUCCACCCCAGGAAUCACCAUUGGAUCGUUUUCCCCAGAAAUCAUCAUCGGAUCGUUUAUUGGCUCCUCUGCCCUUUGAUACUGCUGCUUAUUAUUAUCGUGGUGGUGGUGGAGAGGGCUCUCAUAAGCACUUCGUUGAAACUAUGUUGGGUUUUGCUAGUAAGUCUAGGAGUGAUGAUCAUUAUUAUUUGAACAAGGAGGAAGCGUCUGGUGGUGUUAUGACUGAGACUAGCAGCAUUGAGUUUGAAGGGGGUGGUUUUGAUACGGGGGGACCUUUGAGUUUAGAACCGCAUAACGUUGCACAUCUUGUACCUGCGACCAUUUCGGUUUUAAACUUCAUGCCUUGCGACAAUGUUAAGCUCGUUGCUGCAGGUGACAGACUUGGCUAUGUUAGUUUUUGGAAUUUGGAUUCUGAGGAUGAGGAGAGUGAUGGCAUCUAUCUAUUUCAACCUCACACUGCCCCGAUUUCAUCUCUUGUGUUCCAUCAAAACUCUUUCUCAAAGAUGUUUAGCAGCAGCGAUGAUGGUCUUAUACGUUUGAUGGAUGCUGAGAAGUCGGUUUUUGAUCUUGUUUAUUCGAGCAAUGAUGCUAUAUGUUCUCUCUCGCAGAGACCAAAUGAUGAGCAAAGCUUGUACUUUAGUAAGGGAUAUGGAAAGUUCAAUGUAGGGGACCUCCGAGCAGGAAAGUCGUUUUCCUAUUGGGGCUUACAUGGAGACAGGAUAAACACUAUAGACUUCAACCCGCAAAAUCCUCAUGUCAUGGCUACAAGUUCCAAAGAUGGGACUGCUCGCCUUUGGGACUUGAGAAGCAUGGGGCCAACAACAAAACCGAAAACAUUAAGGACUCUGACUCAUUCGAAGAAUGUGCAUUCUGCGUAUUUCUCACCCACUGGCCUUUCACUUGCAACUACCAGCGCUGACAAUUAUAUUGGUAUUCUAAGUGGCGCCACUUUUGAGGAUACUUCCAUGAUAUACCACGAUAACUGUAAUACUAUCAACCAGUGGAACUCCACUUCGAGGGGGGUAUGGGGAUGGGAUGAUUCAUACAUCUUUGUAGGCAAUCGUCUCUCAAAAAGAAUAGAUGUGAUCUCAACGAAACUGAAGAGAACAGUGAAGGAACUGCAUGACCCUCUUAUGAAAACUAUUCCUUGCAGAAUCCAUUGUCAUCCUCUUAAUGUUGGGGUGCUUGCUGGAUCCACGGCUGGAGGACAUGUCUAUGUUUGGACACCAAAGUGACAUACUU
This is a messenger RNA of Raphanus sativus (radish), 1478 nucleotides long. RefSeq lists its product as uncharacterized. NCBI's taxonomy places the organism in Eukaryota, Viridiplantae, Streptophyta, Magnoliopsida, Brassicales, Brassicaceae. Gene Ontology annotation, cellular component: nucleus. Gene Ontology annotation, biological process: regulation of DNA damage checkpoint. The transcript is spliced from 4 exons. The coding region runs from base 2 to 1471 and encodes 489 amino acids. Gene Ontology annotation, molecular function: protein binding; DNA binding. The record is from RefSeq and is a predicted model, not a curated record.